Cynoglossus semilaevis (tongue sole) is the source of this 2287-nucleotide messenger RNA. RefSeq names its product b(0,+)-type amino acid transporter 1-like. Gene Ontology annotation, biological process: amino acid transmembrane transport. Gene Ontology annotation, cellular component: membrane. The transcript has a single exon. Gene Ontology annotation, molecular function: L-amino acid transmembrane transporter activity. NCBI's taxonomy places the organism in Eukaryota, Metazoa, Chordata, Actinopteri, Pleuronectiformes, Cynoglossidae. The record is from RefSeq and is a predicted model, not a curated record. Bases 1271 to 1978 code for a protein of 235 amino acids.
GUGUGUUUUACUGUGAUGAUAACAACUCUUUCUAUUCCAAUCUACUUUAUUAUGUUAUGUUCCAUUAAAAUGGAACAUUCCAAACUUUGUACAAGGGCUUUGACUUUGUUCAAGUAGAUGUGCAUUCAAGUAAGACAUCACCUUUGUGGACCAAUCAAAUGCUUCCAUAGAAACAUUGAAGUCAAUGAAGUUUAUGAUGUGAUCAGAUACUGUAUGGGUCUUUUGACUGCAUGAAUGCAUCUGGCUCUCAGAUAAAUCUUAGCUGGCAUUUCUUAAAGUACCUUUAAUAACUUUUUAAUACUUCAAAUAGUAAUAUUUUUAUACUAAAAAUAUUGUAUGGAGCUCACGGAAAUACAUUUUAGAAUAUGUGACUUUUUUGGCUUUCUCUGCUAAAAGGUUUCUGGGUUAAACACUUACAUACAAGGCUUUAUACUGGGUGAGGAUCAGUCCAAAUCUACCACAGUGAGGUUUGGGAAAACCAUUUAAUGUUACAGAUCAUAAGACAUGCAAUUUAUCGUGCAAUUUAUGAAAAAAGUAUCAUUCCCUGUCAAAGUUGAGAGAUGUCCAUCAGCUCAGGACAAACAGAAAUGUCAAGUGUGUAUGGGAUUACAUGAAAGAAAGAUAAUUCACACAAACAUACUAAUUUAAAGUGCAUGUAAGUCGGUGUUGUUGUAGUAAUGGAUUAAAAUGAAUGAGCCUUGUCCUUGAACUCUAAGAGAAUUCUUACACAAGUCUUUUAACUGGUUUGUGCACUAAAAGAAGUGGAAUUGUUUAUUUUCACUUGUUCUUUGAAGUCCAGAAACAUUGAGCCACAAAAUGUAUAGGUUAUAUAUUUAUCAAUAUGGUUAGAGAGUGCUUUCAGUGGCUGUGGUAAAAUGUACCUCAUCCUGCCCAGUGAAUUUGUUUUCUGGAAAUGGUACAGGGCAGAGAACAUGUCAUAUUUAAACCGCAGUGCCUCACAUUUGGGAAGUAAGUUUAGUUCAGUUGUUAUUGGUUAAACUGUCAUGAAAUAAUCUUUUUUUUCAGUGUGUAAGAGAGAUAUGAGGACAUGGUUUGGACAUAAAGGUCCAACGCAGAUGCAGAGACAUGACACAGUGAACAGUCAUCCCCAAAAAAAAACAGCCGGUCAAAUAUAUAAUCAAAUAUAUGAGCUGUCCAAGUAAUUAUUAACUCUCCUUCUUGCUGCAAGAGUGACUUUGGCCAAAGAAUUAUAGGCUUUUCUGCAGUUGUAAAGCUGUAAGACGGCAGGUGGUUGUCAACCGUUUAGGAAAUGGAGGACAAGAGGCAGAAGCUGAGCCUUAAGCGAGAUGUGGGACUGGCCGGGGCCGUGUCCCUGAUCGGUGGGACAAUGAUUGGAUCUGGGAUCUUCAUGUCUCCCCAGACGGUCCUCUACACCAUAGGUAGCCCGGGAGCUAGCCUUGUGGUGUGGGCGGCCUGCGGCUUACUGGUCAUAAUGGCCUCCUUUUGCUACGCAGAGCUGGGCACCGUCAUUCGAGAGUCAGGUGGAGAGUACAUCUACAUCCUGAGGACCUCGGGUCCGGUUCUGGCCUUCUUGCUGAUCUUCAGCUCUGUGUUUUUUGUGAGACCUGCUGGUGUUGCAGGCAUCGCCUUAAGCUUUGCCCAGUACGUUGUGGCUCCUUUCUACUCAGACUGUGCUCCUCCAGUGGUGGUGGUGAAGUGUGUGGCUGCAGCUGCGAUCAUAACUCUGGCCACUGUGAACUGCCUCAACGUUCGCUUUUCAAUGUCAGUCCAAGUGUUCUUUAUGGUAGCCAAGGUUCUAACCUUGGCGGUCAUAAUCUUAGGAGGAGUGGUUAUGCUCGUCAGGGGACAUAAUGAGAACUUUAAAGACUCAUUUGCAAAUACAAAUGUUGGCAUCAAUCCAAUUGGGAUCGCUUUCUAUCAAGGCUUGUGGUCAUACGAUGGCUGGAAUAAUCUUAACUAUGUGACUGAGGAGCUGAAACGUCCAGAGGUAAGAUGAUAAAAAGACAGUCUCUCACCACCGGCUGCUUCUGUCCUUGUCCUAGUACUGUAGCUAAACGGAGGCUACACUCUGGAGGUUCAGUUUCAUUUGUGUUCAGUGUUUGACAGCCAUACAUAAGGACAUUCAGUUUAAAGUACCUCUGUAUUCAAACAAAUCCUAUCUAUAAAUCUUAAAUAAUUUAGCAUGUUUUAAUACAUGCAUUGUAUGUAUAUGUAUAUACAUAUAUAAAAUGUUUAAAUUACACAAUAUGGGACAUUUACUAAUAUGUUUUUGAAUGUUUAUAAAUCUUACAUAUUUAAGAACAUA